Molecule: messenger RNA, 3779 nt
Organism: Annulohypoxylon truncatum
Lineage: Eukaryota; Fungi; Ascomycota; Sordariomycetes; Xylariales; Hypoxylaceae
Exons: 2
Coding region: 285-3554 (1089 amino acids)
Biological process (GO): mRNA export from nucleus; protein import into nucleus; positive regulation of DNA-templated transcription
Cellular component (GO): nuclear pore outer ring
Molecular function (GO): structural constituent of nuclear pore
Source: RefSeq, a predicted model, not a curated record
GUCUUGGAAGCUUCAGCUUCGCGCUGUGAAUUUAAAUUUUUAUCUAUUGACAUCAAACCGCAAAGCAAUAACAUCAACAAUUCAACGUCGACGCCAACGCUAAACUCAACGUCGGCGCUUAAUUUUACGCUUGACAAUUCUAUUUCCAAUCCGUCAUUCUAGAUAGAUUGAUGGGGUUUGUCACCAAAUCCAUCCACUUUCGAUAGUGUUGUCUUAAUGCCCCUUUGAGUCUUCCGUCUGCAAGAACGGCCAUUCAAAGGAGCUCCUAAGCUCCACCAGUCAACAUGUCUUAUCGAUUUUCAAACAUGAGCUCGUCGCCAUCCACUCCUGAUAGGAGCUCCAGAAAAGGCACGUCUGGUUUCGGUUACACUGCAGACCAUCCUACCACUACUCCAAUUGGCCCUCCUCCGCCCUCUUCUGCCCCAUCCUUUACCCCAGCUGGCGAACCUUCUCCUUCCUACUUACAGAGCUCUAUCGGUGCCAUGGCCGGCAAGAUUAAGACCCCGAAUUUUGGAAGGCCAAAUCUAUCGCAACCCAAAUCCAAUCGAAGCAAUGCGCCUUUGGGUAGAUCAAUUCGAGGGUCUGCAAGACAGCCAUCUAGCCUUAGCAGAGAAUAUCACGGAGAAGAUGAGGACGACGAUGAAGAUGAAGACGAGGACGAUGACGGAGGAGCAAACACACGAACAAACCGUGCAGGUACUUACGGCAUAUCAUAUGAUGAUACAACCGAAGGUGAAGACACCGAGCCCGAUAACACGAAUCCACUAGACGAAGAAGAUGAAGACGAGGAGGAUGGUGAGAUGGAUGCCAUGGAUGAGGAUGAAGACGAGUAUGAUGUGGAAGAAGAUUUGUUGAGGGAAAUAGCUGGCACCGAGCCUUACGAAGAUCCCUCGGCCGAUGACGACUUGAUGAUGCUUACGACAACCGCCGCCGACGAACGUAUUAGUAGAGAAGCUGAUGACAUCUUCCGUGCUUCGUCUAUGCGCUCUACAACGGCCCGAAAACGAGAGUUGAAGUAUGCUUCCCUUGCGAAGGAUUUGUACAGCCAGUCACAAUUCGCGGAGAUAUCUGAGCCGGACAAGGUCAUAAUCCAAACCGAAGAGGUCAUCAGUAAGCUCUACGACGAAGGGGUGGGUUCCGAGGAUGAUGAGGAGAGACUGGAUGAUACCUUAGCCCAAGCUUGUGUCAAACUUGUCACCGAGAUAUGGAAUCCCCAUUUGGACGAUCUGCCUGAUGUCCGCGAUGAGCAUGCGGCCAAGGUAGGGCCAAGCGCUCAAGCCCCAUCCUUUGAGAAGGCUCUGUACCUAGCCACCUUAGCCCUCCGCAUUCAUCAUACACCUGCGACCAGCGACGAUUUCGGUGCGGCCAGAAGCCGGUCUUUGCCUGCUAUUCUUUUUGACUGGCAGGAGGACGAGCACAAUUUUGAUAGAGAGCAGGUAAAUGCCGUCUUGCACCAUCGUCCUUCUCCUGCGACGCAUGGAUUAUUUUGGCAAGUUGUCUUCAAUGCUCUCGUACGCGGCAACAUAACCAAGGCAAUGGAGCUUCUCAGAUUUGCUGGCUGGGAGUCCGUCAAGAAGUCACCACGAGGCGAAUCCGUUUACAGUGGCCAGGUUUUAGCUAACAUCAAACGCGUGGUCGAGGAUUUAUGCCUAGUUAUAGAGAUGUGCCCGGCGCAUACCAAUGGAAGCUGGGAUAUCCACAAUAGUGAUUGGACUUUGUUCCGCCUGAAGGCUAAGGCUGCUAAGGAGGGACUUAUCACUUUCACCGAAGGCAAAGAGCGAGCUUUCUCGUCCAACCGAUUUGGUGAUUCUGAUUUCGGCGACUCUGUGGAUGGACGACAGUCUCUUGCGGGGCUUGCCCGAAAAGCAGAAAGUAGAAUUCCUUGGGACGUUUAUGAAAAUCUUCAAUCCCUUUACGCGAUUCUCAUCGGAGAAUCAGAGGCUAUUCUUACGGCUGCGCAAGACUGGUGCGAGGCAACUAUUGGCUUGUUCGGGUGGUGGGACAAUGGUCAUAACCACCGGAACCUUGGCCUAUCUCAUUCAAGAUCGCUUCAGAUGAGCAGUCAGCCAGGGGGAGAUGACGAUUUUCUGGACCGUCUUGCUCUUUCCCUCCAAACUGCUACGGAGGCCGAUUUUCACUUCAAUUCUGCUGAUCCUGUUGAGGUAGCCGUCGCCUCAGCAUUUGAGAGUAACAUUGAAGGUGUUAUUGGGUUCUUGAGGUUAUGGUCACUACCCCUUGCGUCAUCCGUGGCUGAAAUUGCCUCAUUGGGCCGAUGGCUGCCUCCUCAAGAGCCGCAAAAUCUUAUUAACAUGAGUGAUUUCGAUAUGGAAGAGUUAGAGGUUUUAGGGAUGAACCAGAGCACGGGGGCCGACGAGAAAGACGGGAUCAAAGAUACGACCCUUAUCCAUUAUGCUCGUAGUCUAAAGGAUCGCAAGCAUAUAUCUGGUCUUGGUCUGCAUGGCAAAGUUUCCCGAGAAGGAUGGGAGAUGGCAGUUCAAGUUGUUGGUCGAAUGGACUCCCCCGAACGAUCUGAGCAAUUGGUGCAAGAAUUGUUACAGGGCGUCUUGAGUACAAUCGACGAGGACUCUCGCGAAACCGUAGAUAAGAUCUGGAGACUAUUGAACGAGCUCGGCAUGAUCAAUUUUGCCGAAGACACGGCCGAGACUUUUGGAGAUAUACUUGCAAAGGAUACUUUCCGUUUUGGAGAAGCACUCUGGUAUUAUGCUUUAGCGCACCGUCCUGGCAAGGUCCGAGACGUGCUAAAUACCCUAAUGUCUAUAUCUCUUGUGGAAUCCACAAUUUAUCCGCCAGAGAGUGAAUUAGACAACACGCUGAAGCAAUUGCUGAGAGAACGUACAACAACGUUGGAGCAAUACGCGAAACAGGACCUCGAAGCGGCGGAACUUCUUGGCAAAAUGCUAAGUGGGUAUGCUACGCUUAGGAAAUUCUAUGAACUCCGCGAUGGAGACGGCAAAACGAAACAGAAAUCCCUACUGUCCCGCCAACAAGCCGCUACCGCUUUAGCAGCUGUAAUAGCUAGUGCUGAUGACAACAUCCGAGGUGGUCUAUACGACGACACGCGCGAUGCCGUAGUUAGUGAAGAUUUCUUGCUAGCAUUGCUUGGAGAAGCGUCUGUCUUCGUGGGUCAGUCACCGCCGGUGAUUACCCUCGACCAAAUUGAUACUCUACUCAAAGCCAUUGAAGAUAUUCAAACUGUCGGAUCUCGCGUCUACGACGCCUCCGAUGAGUUCUUCAAGCUAGUCCUCACUUCGGGCCAUGGGAAAGGAUCGACACCCGCAGAUCUUCUUAAACAAUCUACUUCUUCCCUGGGCGGUAGUUUUAUGAUGACAGGCAGCUCAAUGAUUGCUUCUCAGCUCCAUCAGUCCGUGGUCAAGAGCGGUGUCAUGAAGGGCCCUGCUAAGCGAGCGUGGGAUUGGAGAACAGGCGUACUCUCGGGCAGCAGUUCCAGUGAUGUGCUGAAGCGGAUUAGACUGGGCCUGACAAGGGACCUAGCCAACCUUUGGCUGGAACAAGCGGAUAGUGUCAUUCUAUAACGGUUCACUUUGCAGUUCGGGGCUUAUAGAACCUUCCGCAAGUAGUACAGCAUUGAGUUGGCGUUUGGCGGCGUUGAGAACCAGAGAACCAUGAUUGGCUAAUGUACCGAGUAAUACCAUGAUGAGCAAAAAGGCUAAUGAAAAACUAACUUGUCCUAUGACUUGGGGAAAAUGCGAAGCUUACUACUCAUAUUAUUCCUUAUGAGCGUUACCACUGCAAUUUCG